CGUCGACGCUCAUUCAACUCACUCUCAGAACUCAGAAGCCUGUGUACAGAUCGAAUUCCAUCUCCGAUUUGAUUAAAAAAACAAAACGGCACCUCAGCCAUGACGGCGGAGACGCUGCCGUACCAGAAUGGCGCUGUGUCCAACGGCGGUGGCAGUGGUGUUGCCUCCUCAAAUACUAACGUGGUCGCCAAUGGAGAUCCGUGUGCCGCAAACCCUAGCUCCGGCAAGAAGGCGAGAGAGAGCGAGCGUCGCCGGCGGAGGCGCAAGCAGAAGAAGAACAAAGCUGGUUCCCAUGCUCCUGAUGCUUUAGCAGCAGCCAAUGGCGACGAUAGCGAUGCCGACGAGGCGAAGGAGAACGAUAAUCCUCAGAAGGGUUUCGAGCAAGUUGUAGUGGAAUAUGUUCCCGAGAAGGCUGAGUUGGAAGAUGGUGUUGAUGAUGAAUUCAGAAAGAUCUUUGAGAAAUUUAGUUUUCUCGAGGGCACGGCUGCUGAGGAUACUGAUAAGAAAGAUGAAGCGGCACAAAUUGUCGAGCCUAAGAAGAAGGCUGACUCAGAUUCUGAUUCUGAAGAGGGGGAGCAAGAUAACCAGCAGAAGGAUAAGGGUGGCUUGUCAAACAAGAGGAAAAAGCUUUUGCGAAGAAUGAAAAUUGCAGAACUGAAACAGAUUUGCUCAAGACCUGAUGUGGUUGAGGUGUGGGAUGCUACUGCAUCAGAUCCAAAGUUGCUUGUAUUCUUGAAGGCAUACAGAAAUACUGUUCCGGUACCAAGGCACUGGUGUCAGAAACGGAAGUAUCUUCAGGGUAAGCGUGGUAUUGAGAAGCAGCCAUUCCAGCUCCCUGAUUUCAUUGCUGCAACAGGAAUUGAAAAAAUUCGUCAGGCAUAUAUUGAGAAAGAGGAUGGUAAGAAGUUGAAGCAGAAGCAACGAGAGCGAAUGCAGCCUAAGAUGGGGAAGAUGGAUAUUGAUUAUCAGGUUCUUCAUGAUGCCUUUUUCAAGUUCCAAACAAAACCAAAAUUAACAAAUCACGGUGACUUGUACCACGAAGGGAAGGAAUUCGAGGUGAAACUGAGGGAGAUGAAGCCAGGGUCUCUUUCGCAAGAACUAAAAGAAGCUCUUGGUAUGCCUGAAGGUGCCCCUCCACCAUGGCUUAUCAAUAUGCAGAGAUAUGGUCCUCCGCCAUCAUACCCGCAUUUGAAGAUCCCUGGACUGAAUGCACCAAUCCCUCCAGGAGCUAGCUUUGGCUAUCAUCCCGGUGGCUGGGGCAAGCCUCCAGUUGAUGAGUAUGGGCGGCCUUUGUAUGGAGAUGUUUUUGGGGUUCAGCAACAAGAACAGCCUAACUACGAGGAAGAGCCGGUUGAUAAGAGUAAGCAUUGGGGUGAUUUGGAGGAAGAGGAAGAAGAGGAGGAGGAGGAGGAAGAAGAAGAAGAAGAGAUGGAAGAAGAGGAACUUGAGGAUGGCAUUGAGUCUGUUGACAGUCUUUCAAGUACACCAACUGGUGUUGAAACACCUGAUGUUAUUGACCUCCGUAAACAGCAGAGAAAGGAACCUGAUAGGCCGCUCUACCAAGUUCUCGAACAAAAGGAAGAGAGUAUUGCUGCUGGAACGUUACUUGGCACAACUCAUACGUAUGCAAUUCCUAGCGGUACUACCCAGGAUAAGAGUGCUGCUAAAAGGGUGGAUCUGAUUAGGGGAAACAAGGCUGCUGAUAGAGUGGAGGUUAGUUUGCAGCCUGAAGAGUUGGAAGUCAUGGACAAUGUUCUAUCUGCCAAGUACGAGGAAGCCAGGGAAGAGGAGAAAUUGCGGAGUCAAAAAGAGGACUUCAGUGACAUGGUUGCAGAGAAUGAAAAGAAAAGGAAGCGCAAAAUGCAGGACAAGGAAGGAAAAUCGAAGAAGAAAGACUUCAAGUUCUGAGGAGGUAGACAUGCGAAUUGAACCACUGUUAAUGUUCUACUACCUGACACUAAUAACAAAUUCGAGCUUUUGAGUCCUUGUGCACUGUGUAUUGUUUUAUCGACACGACGAGAUAGUUCUUGCUAAUUAGGGCACGGAGCGGCUGGCUGAAAGAGCGAAUGUUUAAUGCAAAGUCUUCAGGUAGAGAUGAAAAGGUGUGCUUAUUCACAGUGUAACAAGAGCAUUGAUUUCUUGGGCUAGAUAAAGAUCUGUAACCUACAUCUUCCCCUGUUUUGUGCAACUUUGUUUGUAUGAACAAGGAGAUUGCAUUGAUAUAUAUUAUUAUAAAGUGAACGUCUUCUGUUGGGAAGCCCUUUGUUCCACCGAGGUGGAAACUUGAUCCCUUGGAUCAACAAGAAGUUAUGGGCUAUGAAAUUGUAUAUUGAAUUGUGUGUGAGCCAAGUUACUUUCCUCCCAAGCCUGGUUGUCCUUCUUCCUCUUCCCUUUGCGGCAUGGCCCCUUCUUUCCUUCUUCUCUGGGCCUGAAGCGCCUAACAUCCUGCACACAAGGAGCCUAGUGGACCUGAGUGGUCCGUUAGUACUCCAACGCUCAAAUAAGACAUUUGCGCUAGAGAGAGAAGUAAGAAAAGUUUAGAAAGAAAAGUUCCAAUAUGAGUAAAUGAGGUUCACCAACUCUCAUAUUUAUAUCCGAAGCUUCUUCGACCAUUUAUCCACCCCCCCCCCCCCCCAAUCCGCCUCACGUCACUAUUACAUUAAAUGCACUGUACUUUCACAUUGCCAGGCGCCUCGACCACCUGACACGACGUUCAGAUGUUCGAGGCGCAUGACCUCAUUUGCUGCGCCCACCAUACGCUUUCGCCACUGUACUUUCACAUUGCCAGGCGCCUCGACCACCUGACACGACGUUCAGAUGUUCGAGGCGCAUGACCUCAUUUGCUGCGCCCACCAUACGCUUUCGCCCGUUAUGUUUUUUUGUCCUUAAGCGUUUUGUGUCAGAAUCUUAUCACACUCCUUUAGCCAACCUUUUUCCCCCAUUGAACCAGGUUUUCCCACUGUUGGGCCUAUACUUCAAACCAAGUUUUGCCCUUUGAGCCUCUUUAUUGAGCCUUUUCAUGGCCCAACAAAUUGUAUUUCGUCUUAUUGUUAUCAAGUGAAUGUCUUCUUUGGGGAAGCCCUUUGUCAUAUUGAGGUGAAAACUCCAUGCCUCAGGACCAGUGAGGUGCAAACUCGGUAUUUUACUGCAAGGCUUUUCUUCGAGAAGCUGCGGCUGAGUUGAGGAGAGUUUCUCAAAUGUGUAUUAAGUUAUAGGUGUGUCAGAGUGGUGGAGGGGUGUUCUAUCUAUUGAAGUUAGAGGCGGCAAAUGGAUUCGAUUCAUGAAUCAUAAAUUAGUUCAUGUAUUCAAAUGACAUUCAAGUUUGGACUAAUAUGUUAAUUUUGGGACGACGUGUGGCUGUUUGACGGACCUCCCCUGGACGAUUUUGCUAGCAAUCUACCAGCGGAGGCGAGGAAGUUGAAGGUGGCAGAGCUUGU
Messenger RNA from Linum trigynum, 3437 nucleotides. NCBI's taxonomy places the organism in Eukaryota, Viridiplantae, Streptophyta, Magnoliopsida, Malpighiales, Linaceae. The record is from the annotation of a GenBank genome assembly.